This is a messenger RNA of Linum tenue, 846 nucleotides long. The record is from the annotation of a GenBank genome assembly. Lineage: Eukaryota; Viridiplantae; Streptophyta; Magnoliopsida; Malpighiales; Linaceae.
AUGGAUUCCCAAAGCAUUCGUGACCUUGAGUCGGAGAAGAAGAUUUGGUCAGGUCAAUGUCGUGUUUCCAGAAUGUGGGUUGGGGUGAAUGUACAUACAAACAAAGUUCUCCAUCUUGACCUCAUUUUGAUGGAUUCAAAGGGCAAUGAUAUCUGGGUACAAAUCCCUCCUGUGUUGAUAGAAAAGUUUAAGACGAUGCUGAAGGAGAACCAUGUUUACAUUAUCAAGAACUUCGAUAUCAAUACAACUGGACUGAAAUAUCGACCUAUUGGGAAUCCAUAUUUGAUACAAUUUAGUAGGAAGACAAUUGUUCAUCAUGUUCCUGAAGUUCCUGCAAUUCCAACCUUCAAAUUCAGUUUCCUAAAUGCAAGUCAGAUGGCGGGCAAAUUGGGUCAUGUUGAGAUUCUUUCAGAUGUUGUUGGUCAACUGCGCACACAUUCAGAUGCAAUUACUACUACCAGCCUUACUCGGAAAACUAUAAGGAAAGAGCUCACAUUGCAAUUGAUUGAAUACCGUGUUCAACUUGAAGUCCAAAGUUAUUUGAAGUCAGCAGUAUUUGUACUCUUUGAGUAUGAAGGGAAGCGAUACUUUGGAUUGAGUGGUCAUGAACUAUUCCUGAAAAAUGGGCAGAAUGGUGACUUGCCACCUGAUGAAUUGCUUCAACUGGGAGAAGGUUAUAUGAUUCACAAAGAUGGAUCAUCUUCUUCUAUUGCGAGUGGGCCUGCAUGUUCUCAACCCUCCUCUGAUCAUUCUGGACAGUCUGCUAUUGGAAAAUCGAUUGAAACACCAGUGGAUUCUGAUGGAACUCCAGACAACAAAUUGAAGAGGAAGAUGCCCCUGGAAUGA